Helianthus annuus (common sunflower) is the source of this 444-nucleotide messenger RNA. Its product is annotated as proline-rich receptor-like protein kinase PERK14. The transcript has a single exon. The coding region runs from base 1 to 444 and encodes 147 amino acids. The record is from RefSeq and is a predicted model, not a curated record. NCBI's taxonomy places the organism in Eukaryota, Viridiplantae, Streptophyta, Magnoliopsida, Asterales, Asteraceae.
AUGGAAAUGGACGAUGAUCCAGAUCCGGAGAUGCAGACCGGAACGCCGGGCCACCCAAUAAGCAUAUCAAGUGGAUCUCCAUUUCAGGGAUCACCUUACCAUGGGCCCGACUCGUUUCAAGAGAAAAUGGCCACAUAUGAUUGGUUCUUUACCCCACCAUACCAUAACUCUCCAUCCCAACCUCCCUUGGAUGAGCCCCAGCUUCAGGCAGUUUCACCUCCACCACUUCCUGUUGAGGAGCCACCUCAGCAGCUACCACAGCCACCUCCCGAGCCUCCAAGGCAACGGAGGAAUGCACGCAUGUCAGUGCGAGGAGGACCUCGUUUUAGUUAUCCUCGGGGUUCGAGUUCCUACCCUCCUAUUCCAGAGGACCCCCAAAUGGGUGGGCCCUCUAACGCGGCACCGGAGAUUGAUCCUCCGCCAGCUUCAUUUGCACCACCUUAG